AGCUCCAGCUGCUCCACUCUCAGCCCCCCGCCUCCAAUCUGCCAGCAUGGCAGCAAAACAGUUCUACCGGAAAGGCUUUUUAUUACUUUUAUUUAAUUUUAUCUCCACGGCGGCGCUGGAGAAGCGCUUCUCGGACUUGAAAAGAUGCGCGGACGAGGAGUGCAGCAUGCUGCUCUGCCGUGGAAAAGCAGUGGAAGACUUCUCAGGACCCGACUGCCGCUUCUUAUCAUUCAAGAAGACUGACACGGUCUACGUGUAUUACAAGCUGUCAGGCAGGAGGACCGACAUGUGGGCUGGAAGUGUUGGAAGCACCUUUGGCUACUUCCCAAAGGAUCUUAUUGCAGUAAACCAUGUUUAUACUGACAAAGAGCAUGAAGUUCCAGCUGAGGAAACAGAUUUUGUCUGUUUUGACACUGGAUUUGAUAGAUUUGAUAAUUAUGAUAUAGAUUCAUUGCUGGACCCGUCCAGGGGCGACGAUGAGGCAACAAAAGUGCCUGAAGAGACAGAGGCAGAUACCAGACCGUCAGAUGGGGAGGUGGAGGAUGAAGGGAAGCUACUGUUUGAGCCUUACAGCUCUGAAGAUGUGGUUGCUGAUGAUCCAAGUGCCUCUUUGCCUGAUGAAGAGCCUCCUACUGAGGACGUGGAGGAGAAGGAAGCUGUUGAGUCACAGAGGGAAGAGAGCGAUCCCACACAACAAGACUCUGAUUCAGUCAACAGUGAAGCCAAAGAAGCAGAAAUGAAACAUGAAAUAGAGGAACCGCAACAUGGGCAGAAAAAGCCGGUGACAGUCUCUGAAGAGUUGCAAAUCCCAAAACUGGAAACAACAUUCGGGUCGACUUUUGAUGCCAUUGCCACAGAUGCUGACAUCACCACUAAAACUUCUCCAAAUGAAGAGGAGGAAGGGAUCGGACAGCAGUGCACAGAUCAGGAUGAGGCUGCUGAAGCAGGUUCUGAACCUCGGCUGUUGUCUUUCACAGAGGAACAGUCGGAUGAUUCUGUUAAAGAGCCAGAAGUUCCUCCAAGAGAAGAUCAGGAACUCAGAACACCUGAGGAGAAAGGCAUGUGGACCAAACUUGGAGAUUCGGUCUUCUCAGUGGUGAUGGGAGGAGAGCGUCCAGAGACUGGUGGCUCUGAUGAAGAUGAUGAGGAUGAAGACGACGAUGAUGAUGAAGCAGUUGAAGAAACACCUCUGAGUUUUGAUGAACUAAAGAAAGACAAAGAACCGAUUACAGGAUUUCCACAAGGUCCAGAUCCAGUAGAAGACCAGGGCUCAAACGCUGUAGAAGUGGAGGAUGCAGACAGUGACUCCAAAAAGCUGCUGUUUGAAGAUGAUGAAGAGCCUCCGAAGCCCGAAGAACCUCUGGAUGAAGCACCACAACCUACAGAAGACAACACAACCCCUCAAGUAGAACCAGAUUUACCUGAUUCUCAAACUCAAGUGGAUUCAAAAGUUGCACUUUUGAAUGAUGAAGUGAUGGAUGGACCCAGUCCCGAAGCUAAUGUGGGAUCUGAGAUGAUAGUAGAUGAUAAUAAAACAGCAGUGGAAGCACCUGAACCAGAAGAGACAGAAGGAGUUCAGGUUACAAUUAUCAAUGAUGAUAGUUUGAUUAAAGUCCAUGAACAAGAACCAGAUGUAGAAACUGAAGCUAACCUAUUUGAAUUUUCUAUAGAAGAAACAAAGGCAGAAGACGUGACCACUGAUCGGGCAGAUGAAGAGCUGCUGGAGGAUGAAAAUGCUCUUCUUAACUCUCAGUCACAGAAACCAGACCAGGACGAACAAACUGAUGCUACAGACACUGAAAGCCUUUCACCAGGAAGAGUGGACACCCCUGAGCCUCCUCAGGAACCAGAGUACAGCGACAGCAUAAGGCGCCUGACUCUCCUCUGGACUCACUUCUCAGAGGAGAGCAUGACUCGCUUCCGCAAGUUCCUCACUCUCAAAAAUCUCUACAAACUGGAGUCCAUGUACACCGACCUGGACUUGGAGCUGCAGGCCGCUCGGCUCUCGCCGUCAGACACGGUGCAAGACGUUGAAAACGCUCUGGAGCGAAUCCUGGAAGCCUCCGAAAACACCAUCUUGGACGAGAUAGAGAAGAUGCUGGAUGAGCGGCUGAAAAGAAACAACGAUCCAGAUCAGGAUGACACUGUAGACGAGGAGACGGAGAUACUGGAUGAGUUCCAGGACCUGGGAUUUACCCUUCGUCAAAAAUAUUCGACAGCCAGAGACAGCACACCUUUAGCAGAGGAGAAGGCAGAAGAUGUUGUCCAAGGUGAACACAACCCGGAUGUUAACAACUCUGCCGUCACAGUUGAGGAGGAAAAAGCUGCCGUCCCAGAGGUGGAUAUUGCCGACAUUCCCUUAGCUGUCGACCACCAGGAAAGGGUUGUUGACACUCAGGAGGAGAGCGUCGUCAUAGAAGAUAAACACGCGCCAGAUGUGACAACAGGCUCGCCCGCCUCAAUCGAAGAAAGCUUGGGUGACAUUCCAGCGGCGGACGGUGGUGACAACCACACAGGUUUUGAGGAAACACCAGCAGCGACCCAAGAAGAGCCUGUUGUUACUGAAGAAGUGUACCCCACUGCUGACGUGAGCAUGGAAGAGGAAGGCGCUCACUUUAACGUAAACAAGCAGGAUCAGCCGCAUUUGGAGACGGCGGAGCACCAGAAAGUGCCGCAGGAUACUCUGGAGAGUCCCCUCGACAUGGGCCUGGGGGUGGAUGUCGAGACCUCGCCCUCUGAAAAAUUCAACCUGUUUGAUGCCGUGUCUGACAUUCAUGAGGAGGAAGUUGGAAUAUGGUCUACUGGAUUUCUUUACACUGGAUGCCUCAUCAGUAUGAUCAAGGCUAAGGUGUUCGAGUGGACAGUGGAGAUGAUUUCCCUCCUGCCUGAAGAGUGGAAACCAGGUGAGACGUUGUUCGGCCUUCCCUGGCAGGCGGUUGUCGUCACAGCUUUAGUCGGCGUCUUCUCUUUUGCUGUCUUCUUUUGGAGAACCGUGUUGACGGUGAAGAAAAAAGAAUAUCUAGUGGAUGAGAAGAGGAUAGCGGAGCAGAUACAGACUCUCAAGAAAGAAAAGGACGACGCUUUGCAGAAAAUAACUGAACUGCAGAAACGCACCGAAGAACUGAAGGAAGACCAAAAGCUGUCUGCGGAGAAUGUCAAUUGUACGAUGAAAAAGAUAGAAGAAUUGCAGGCUCAGAUUUUGGAAGCCGAAGCCCAAAAUGACAGAAUAGCCCAAGAAAAGAUUGACUAUUCAAAGCUACUGGAGGAGGAGCGUGAAAACGCACAACAGAACGAAACCAGGAUUCAGAAACUGGAGAAGUCCAAUGAAAAGCUGCAGCUCAAUAGGAAGAAGGUCCAGGAAGCGUUGGCCAAGACCAAUGCUCUCCUGGACGAGGCCAAGAUUCGCGAAGAAGCCCGAAAUGCUCAGCAGAAACUCCUCCAGAAAGAAUACACAGUUCUGAAAGAAGAAAAUAAAACUUUAAAAUCGACCAUUAAAGAAUGGGAGGACAAACACACUGAGCUGAGCGACCAGAUUAAAGUCUACCAGAAGUCUCAGAAGGAGCUGGAGGACUCUCUGGUGCAGAAGGAUCACAGCCUGGAGGUUUUGUCAGAUCUGCUGGCAGACUUGGAAGCAUGUGACCUUCAGAAAUCAGACUCCAAAACGUUAGCAAAUGGUGAUGUAGCACCUGAAAAGAAGGCAGUCUUGCAGAACAGAAUCAAGCAGAUGAUGGACGUUUCUCGGGUGCAGACGACGCUGGCAGUGAUCGAGGAAGAGAGGGAUCGCUUCAUGACCAAACUGCUGAACGAAGAAAAGGCUAGGAAAGAGCUGGAAGAGAAACAUCAGGAGCUGGAGCACGAAAUCGGAACCCUCAAAAGCAAGAAGAGCCACGUGGAAAACCAGCUGAAGGUUCUUCAGCAGAAGAAUGAGAUCAUGGUGGAGAUGUACCAGCAGAAGGAGAACGCUUUACAACAGAGGCUGACGAAGGAGGAGCUUGAGCGCCAGAGCAAAGAGAGCAUGUUGACCGAGGUGGGAGGGAAAGCCGUGGCAGCCGAGGAGCAAGUCAAGCUCUUCAGGCAGCGCAUCACUGAGAUGGAGGAGCAGAUGAAGAAGACAGAGGAGGUCUACAAAGAGCAGAUCAAAGACCUGGAGAACAAGACACACUCCAACUGGCUGAAGGCUCGGAACGCGGAGCGAGCGCUGAACCAAGAGAAGAUCGAGUUGUCUAAGCUGCGAGAGAAACUGGCCGUGGUGUCCUCCCAGCUGAACGAGCGCCGGGCUCCUCUCUUCAGACCGAACUCUGGACAAGCCUCCGGCCUGCGGCAAGGUGACUCGUACGGGCCCUCACCUGUGAGUGGGGGCGCUCCGUCCCCCCCGAUCAUGAUCGAGGGCCCCAGGAGACCUCCAUCAGCCCCGGUAGGGCGAAGAAUCGACCCGUAUGGUCCGCGACCCCCAUCGGACCCUCAUGGCCGCUACCCCGACGGCAAGCACAUGUCUGGGAUGGGUGAGUCAACUCGCCCCCCCCCUCCUCCACAGCCGUCCAGUCUUCAGAACUCAAUGUGUUUUCUUCUAGACAUUCCGGGCCCUAGAAGCUCUUCCCCCACCAACAUGGACUCCUCCGGUCCGGGGUCCUUCUUGGCCUCUCCCAUCAGAGACUCUCCGGGGCCUCUGCUGCUUGACCCUCAGGGUCGGGGUCCUCCUCCAGGGCCGUACAGACCUCCCCGACCCGGCCAGUUUCACCCAGGGCCCCUCCCCGCCAACGGACACCCAGGGAUGCCCCUGCCCGGACCCAUGGGGGUAGAGCUCGGCCCUCGGCCUGCCAACGGACACACGUAUGCGCCCAGACCCGGUCCCAUGAUGGACCCCCGGGGUCCACCUCCGCCACAUUUCCGUCCGCCUCCGCCUCACCUCUACAGGCCCCCGCCUCCUGUGCAAGGUGUGCGAGGCCCGAUGGGGCCACGGGCCCCCUUCCCUCCGGACAUGCGCUUCCCCGGACCCCCGAUGGACUUGCCCCCGGGUGCCGUGCCUCACCCCGCCCAAGUAUACAGCCACGCCCCUCCGCUCUCAGCCGGACCCCCGGCUGGUCCCGCUCUGGAUCGGCCCCUGAAGCAGGACUCCUCUCAGGACCCGGCGAGGCCGGCGCCGGUCUAAGCCUUAAAAGGUCCCCCGGCCCAGACUGACUUGACCCCUCCUCGCCCUUGGACUCGCAAUCAACGCGGUGAUCAUGUCACGAAAUAAAAGCUGCAAAGACGCCAGACGUGCUCCUUUAGCUGGUUGAGGUGGUCAUGUGACACAGUCAGUACUGGAGACUGUGCAAAAAUGGCUUCAGAGGAAUUUUAUCGGUUUUUAAAAUGACAUUGAUUUUAAGGGCAGAUGUGUUGAUGAUGUCAUUUCCUGUGGAAAUUAUGGUUCUAGUCGCACGAAGGGAGGCGGAGCCACGGUGGCCGGACCUCUAACUUAUUUUACUAUGAUGCUCCAUUUUUGGAUAAUAAAGAAUGUAAAAGAUGCUUCAUGGUGUCGCUCCAGCUCCUCUGCAUGACACGCUAGUUACAGUCCAGACUUGUCGCCUCUGCAACAAUAAACUUCUGGAGCCAGUGAUCAGCUCGUGUUUGCUGCGCCAUUCAGCCUCCACACUGUCGACGGUUCCAUUCCACUUGUUUAGUUAUUCCACCAAUGUUUGCUUGAGUUUGUUUCUGUCAACUUAUUUUUUUGUUGUGAAAGUGG
This is a messenger RNA of Synchiropus splendidus (mandarinfish), 5722 nucleotides long. RefSeq names its product MIA SH3 domain ER export factor 3 (gene mia3). The coding region runs from base 47 to 5149 and encodes 1700 amino acids. The record is from RefSeq and is a predicted model, not a curated record. Gene Ontology annotation, molecular function: protein binding. Gene Ontology annotation, cellular component: endoplasmic reticulum exit site; endoplasmic reticulum membrane. NCBI's taxonomy places the organism in Eukaryota, Metazoa, Chordata, Actinopteri, Syngnathiformes, Callionymidae. Gene Ontology annotation, biological process: protein secretion; vesicle cargo loading; endoplasmic reticulum to Golgi vesicle-mediated transport. The transcript is spliced from 27 exons.